AUGGCUGACAAGCAGGAGACGUUCGGCUUUGCCGCUGACAUUAGUCAGUUGCUAGACCUGAUCAUCAACACAUUCUACAGCAACAAGGAGAUUUUCCUUCGUGAGCUGAUCUCGAACGCUUCGGAUGCCUUGGACAAGGUCCGUUACCAGGCUCUGACCGACCCGAGCGUGCUCGACUCUGAGAAGGAUCUCUAUAUCCGCAUCACUCCAGACAAGGAGAACAAGAUCUUGUCGAUUCGUGACACUGGUAUCGGUAUGACCAAGGCCGACCUUGUGAACAACAUUGGUACAAUUGCCAAGUCGGGUACCAAGGCCUUCAUGGAGGCUCUGAGCUCGGGUGCCGAUAUUAGCAUGAUCGGUCAGUUCGGUGUCGGUUUCUACUCGGCCUACCUUGUGGCUGAGAAGGUGCAGAUCAUCACUAAGAACAACGACGACGAGCAGUACAUUUGGGAGAGCGCUGCUGGUGGUACGUUCACCAUUACCCCCGACACGAGCGGCCGCUCGAUUGGCCGUGGUACCGAGCUGCGCCUGUUCAUGAAGGAUGACCAGCUCGAAUACCUCGAGGAGAAGCGCAUUAAGGAGAUUGUCAAGAAGCACUCCGAGUUCAUCUCCUACCCGAUCCAGUUGGUGGUGACCAAGGAGGUCGAGAAGGAAGUCGACGAGCCGGAGGCUGAGACUGCCGACGACGACAAGAAGGCCAAGAUCGAGGAGGUCGACGACGAGUCGGAGGAGAAGAAGCCUAAGAAGAAGGUCAAGGAGACUGUGACCGAGAACGAGGAGCUUAACAAGACCAAGCCGAUCUGGACUCGUGACCCGAAGACUAUUGAGAACGAGGAGUACGCCUCGUUCUACAAGAGCCUGACCAACGACUGGGAGGAGCACCUCGCUGUCAAGCACUUCUCGGUCGAGGGUCAGCUCGAGUUCAAGGCCCUUCUGUACAUCCCCAAGCGUGCUCCGUUCGACAUGUUCGAGUCGAAGAAGAAGCGCAACAACAUCAAGCUCUACGUGCGCCGUGUCUUCAUCACUGACGACUGUGAGGAGCUGAUCCCUGAGUACCUCAACUUCGUGAAGGGUGUUGUCGACUCGGAGGACCUGCCGCUGAACAUUUCGCGUGAGACGCUGCAGCAGAACAAGAUUCUGAAGGUCAUCCGCAAGAACGUGGUGAAGAAGACCCUUGAGAUGAUCUCGGAGAUCGCUGAGGACAAGGAGAACUUUGCCAAGUUCUACGAGGCGUUCGGCAAGAACAUUAAGCUCGGUAUUCACGAGGACGCUACGAACCGUGCCAAGCUGGCGGAGUUCCUGCGCUUCUACUCGACGAAGAGCGGUGACGAGAUGACCAGCCUGGCUGACUACAUCACUCGCAUGCCUGAGAUCCAGAAGAACAUCUACUACCUGACUGGUGAGAGCCUGGCCGCUGUCAAGGACUCGCCAUUCCUCGAGGUGCUCAAGAAGAAGGGCUUCGAGGUGCUGCUCAUGGUGGACCCGAUUGACGAGUACGCCGUGACUCAGCUCAAGGAGUUUGAGGGCAAGAAACUCGUAUCUGUCUCGAAGGAGGGCCUGGAGCUCGAGGAGACUGAGGACGAGAAGAAGGAACGUGAGGAGGAGGCCAAGAAGUUCGAGGACCUCACCAAGGCCAUCAAGGACAUUCUCGGUGAGAAGGUCGAGAAGGUCACCGUGUCGAACCGCAUUGUCGGCUCGCCGUGUGUUCUCGUCACUGGUCAGUUCGGUUGGUCGGCGAACAUGGAGCGUAUCAUGAAGGCCCAGGCGCUGCGUGACACUUCGAUGUCGCAGUACAUGGCAUCGAAGAAGACCAUGGAGAUCAACCCGCACAACCCGAUCAUCAAGGAGCUGGCGGCUAAGGUGGCCAGCGACAAGAACGACCCGACUGUGCGUGACCUGACGAUGCUGCUCUACGAGAGCUCGCUCCUCACCUCGGGCUUCUCGCUCGAGCAACCGCAGGACUUUGCCAACCGUCUGUUCAAGCUCAUCAGCCUUGGUCUCUCGAUCGACGAUGUCGAGGCCCCGGCGGAGGCCGCCGCGGACGAUGCCAAGGCGGACGAGCCUGCUGGCGAGUCGGCGAUGGAGUCGAUUGACUAA
Messenger RNA from Malassezia pachydermatis, 2097 nucleotides. RefSeq names its product heat shock protein 90. Bases 1 to 2097 code for a protein of 698 amino acids. The record is from RefSeq and is a predicted model, not a curated record. Gene Ontology annotation, cellular component: protein-containing complex; plasma membrane; perinuclear region of cytoplasm. The transcript has a single exon. Gene Ontology annotation, molecular function: ATP hydrolysis activity; ATP-dependent protein folding chaperone; ATP binding. Lineage: Eukaryota; Fungi; Basidiomycota; Malasseziomycetes; Malasseziales; Malasseziaceae. Gene Ontology annotation, biological process: protein folding; protein stabilization; cellular response to heat.